AAAGGAUGACAAGCCGUCGCUGCUUGUCAGUGUUGGACAUCCUCAACGCACGUUUGAUGCUGGACACCGAAGAAACAACAGUCCUGAUGCGUGUUGAGCCCAACAGCGACGCGUAAUCCUCCGUCGUGCCCGACCGAGAGAGGACAUACCGGGACUCGAGCUGAAACACACAGCCAUAGCCGAUCAGCUACACAAUAAUACUCUCCAUUGUAAUCGAUCCGUCUGGACGCAAUACUACUCGACCCGGAUGACCUCAAGGGAGUGACUGCGGAGAGAGUCCUUAUCUUUAAUAAGGCAAAAUAAGUACCGUGUGUGUGUUUGUUUCCGCAAUCAGUAAAUAAAUGAGCGAUGCCAGGGGUGACAAAGUAUAAUUUAGUGGAUGACUCCCACGAUUUGAGGAUCCCCAUGCAUAACGAGGAGGUGUUCCAGCAUGGAGUCUGCUUUGAGGCAAAGUACAUUGGCAGCUUGGAAGUAGGUCGUCCUGGCAGCCGGAUGGAGAUCGUUGCUGCAAUGAGGCGAAUCCGGUAUGAAUUCAAGCUAAAGAACAUCAAGAAAAAGAAGGUCAACAUUGUUGUAUCGACGGAUUUUGUCAAAGUGAUAUUGCGGAAAAAGAAGCGAAAAGGAUGGACGUGGGAUGAGAAUACCAUCUUGGUGUCAGAGGAUCCAAUCUACAGGAUUUUUUAUGUCUCACAUGAUGCCCAAGAUCUAAAGAUCUUCAGUUACAUUGCAAGAGACGGUGAAAGCAACAGUUUCCGCUGCAAUGUCUUCAAGUCUAAGAGGAAGUCUCAGGCCAUGAGGAUUGUGCGGACAGUAGGUCAAGCAUUCGAUGUGUGUCACCAGCUGACACUGCAGCAGAAAACAGAUGACCAGGAGGAUGAAGACGGGACGGCAAAGGAGCCUGACACAAUUCCAGCUGAGGAGAGGUUUGCGUUGUCAGAAGAGACCGACCUUGAAGGCACAACAGAGGAGAGUAUAGAGUGCAACACUUCAUCAGAUUUGGAGAAGAACAAAAAGGUCCUUGGGAAAAACGGGAAGGGCUCUGAUGAUGCCUCUCUUCUGCUGAGCUCCCCCGCUGGUAAAGGUUCUGCAAAGCGUCAAUCAACCGCAGAAGGACCUUGUUCUUCAGAGCAUCAGGUCCAACUAUUGCAGAAACAGCUGCAGCAGCAGGAGCAGCAUGCACUGGCUGCUUCAGCUCAGGUGCACGUGCUCCGAGGCCAGCUGUCUGUAGAAAUGUGUGCUCGAACCGAAGCCCAGACCAGAGUUCAGAGGCUGCUGCAGCAGAACACGGACUUAUUGCAGCACAUUUCUCUGCUGGUCAAACAGAUUCAGGAACUUGAGCUCAAAGCCGGUGGACAUUUAACAUCCAUGGGCUCCCAGGACAGUCUUCUGGAGAUCACUUUCCGUGCACAACCACCCAGGAUGCCCAGUGAACCCCUCACUCCUUCUCCAUCUACAGGCCCCUUGGUUUCUCUAUCCCAGAUACACCCGAUAAGCGACAGUGCUUGGGUCUCCACCCUCUCUGGGCCGUGCUCUCCAGGCACCACAGGCACUGACACCAGCCCUCUGGGCCUCGGGGGCAACGCAGUCCGUCUGGAAUGCUUCCGUUUCUCCUCACGGGGUACAGACAGUCAAGACCAAGGGCAAGGAACGGGGGAGACACCCAGCGAUGGCGCCCCAGAUGACAGUUCUCUGCUGGGUGAGCAAGUUCUGGGAGCUUUGGAGUUGGUCCGGUUCAGGGAAUCAGGAAUCGGAUCAGAGUAUGAAUCCAACACGGAUGAGAGUGAUGACCGGGACAGUUGGGGGCUCGGUGAGGUAGCCGGGCUGGAUGGUACCGUUCGACUCUUUAAUGUGUUGAAUGCUGAGAGUUUGUCAGACUGUUUAGGGGAUGAGAUGGCCGUGUAGAGGCACUUUACGUCACCCUGCAUGUGACGUAAUGUGAAGGUCGUCAGUAAAUGCAUCACAAUUUAGGUCUGUACAUCCAAUCAUAUCCUUGCAAUGGAAAGGGAAGUGUUGACUUUUCCUAUUGUCAGGCUUGCAGUGACUUAAAAAAUGAAUCACCAGGCUGGAAAUCCCACUUCUUGCAGACAAGCAUGUUAAAUAACAAAUGUUAUAUAAGUAGCAACAAUUAUGGUGUCCAAACCUCUGCAAAUGCUAAUGUAAAAGGAAUUUAUUUGAUUUUAUUGGCUUUUUUUAAAGGUAAAUUGAAAUAUGUUAAUGCAAUUUGCCUAAAUAUUAUCGAAAGUUUUUCCUGUGUUCAGCUUGCAGUUAAAUGUACCAUCCGUGUCUGCUACUGUAUUUCUUCAAAAAGUAGGUGUGGAUUAGGGGUAAGACAUUUAUAAAUGGCAUUUAUAAAUCUGUUUAUAUUUUUACAUCUACCAUGACUAGUGGCAUAAAUCAUAGGAGAUGCUAAUGCUAGUUUAUUACUUAAAUAAUAAAGACUUGAAUCAAAUGUAAUAUUCAGGAUUAUAAAAAAAACACGGGCUGGUGUGGUUAGCGCGCAGGCCUCAAAGCUAGGAGACCCGAGUUUGAUUCCACUUUCGGCCAUCUCUGUGUGGAGUUUACAUGUUCUCCCUGUUCAUGCAUGGGUUGUCUCUGGUUUCCUCCCACAUUCCAAAAACAUGCUAGGUUAAUUGGCGACUCCAAAUUGUCCAUAGGUAUGAAUGUGAGUGUGAAUGGUUGUUUGUCUAUAUGUGCCCUGUGAUUGGCUGGCCCGAAGACCGCUGGGAUAGGCUCCAGCACUAACCAUGACCCUCGUGAGGAUAAGCGGUAGAAAAUGAAUGAAUGAAUAAAAAACCAUGACCAGUCCAGAAUGUAGCUGAACUGGGAUAGGCUCCAGCUGUCCCCACAAUCUAGAACAGUGAGAAAACAGGUAGAAACUGAAUAGAAGGAAACAACUGUGAACAAAUCAAGACUUGUUAAGUGCAUAAAAACUCUUUAGUUUCUAAAAAAAAAGCUUCAAGAUAUCACCACACACAGUCCACUGUAGAGAAUGUGUCAAAACCUUACUAAUUAGGAAAACCAAAGCUUUUGCAUCAACAUAUUUCUUAGCUUUACUAAAGCGCCACAUGCAGAAAAAGGUCCAGCAUGCAUUGCUAAGUGCAAUUUGUGUAAAAAAUUCCUGUGUUUCCCUUCCAGCGUGUGCGUACGUUCAGGGCUCUGAACAGGUUGGCUUCCCCGCCACGGUGCUGUCACCGCGCUGAAUGCUUGUUGCCAUGCCAACCAUACUGUGGUUGUAUCUGUGGUAAUAUGUGUGACACAUCCAGCAAGGCUAUGGCUGUGUUUGAAACUAUCCGGUAGGAAGACUCAUUUGCCUGUAAUUACACUGUUUUUUAUGGUUUGAUGGACAAUGCAUUGUUCAUGCUACUAUUUGUCCUGUUUACAUCAUCCAUGAGGGAAAUUUCCCACUAUUUGUGUCUGCUGUGUGGUCCCCCAUGUUCUUAUAAAUAUUAUUUAUUUACAACAUCUGGCAGAACAACUUCUGUUGCUCCCCCGCAGGAAUACUUCUAGAGAGGCAUAUAAAACAAAUGUGUGCCUGCAUAAUAGUCUGGCCAGCUGUCGCUCCAGUUUUUCACAUGCACGGCUGCAACUCUUCGAAUGACUAAACUGUGGACACGUUGUUCAGGUCUUCCAAAAAUUGAUCCAAAUUCUGAUCCUCCUCUCUCUUCCCCACCCUCCCUGUUUUUUCUUUGUUGCUCGUUACCUCUAAAGUCUUCACUUGCAUCAUCUUUGUUAAGUCGGUGUACUACAUAAAGUGUACUGGAAAAAAAGAAAGUGCACUUAUAAACACGCCGUAAAUGUAUC
Messenger RNA from Doryrhamphus excisus (bluestripe pipefish), 3801 nucleotides. Its product is annotated as carboxyl-terminal PDZ ligand of neuronal nitric oxide synthase protein. Lineage: Eukaryota; Metazoa; Chordata; Actinopteri; Syngnathiformes; Syngnathidae. Gene Ontology annotation, molecular function: nitric-oxide synthase binding. The record is from RefSeq and is a predicted model, not a curated record.